GUCCUUGUUUUCUGAUCAGCUACACAGAUCGUGAUCUCAAUCCGAAAAUGUCCUGGGACGAGAGUAUUGUGUUGGACUGUGAUGUGGUAACCGGAACUGGGAAUGUGGAUGGACUAGUCUAUCAGUGGGAAGUGCAGUACUCUCGUUCCAUCGGGACCGGAACAAUCAAUUCGAAUGAAUCUGGUCGACAUCGAUUGCUUGCCCGUUCUUCCGUUCUGUCUAUGGGUACAAACAACGGAGCGAUUCCGGUUGCAGUGCCAUCCAUGAAUCCCAGCUCGACGGGUUCCUCUCAGUCCGCAUUGUCCCCACAUCCCGUAUCAGAUCUGGUUCGAUACAACGAACCGAAAUUGCGAAUAGAAAAGCUGAAUCUACGUCACAAUGGAGAGUAUCGGUGCACCGUAGUAGAUACGAGGCGCUCGGCCGCCGGACGAUCGGACACAAUAUCCAGAACGUUUCGCCUGAGUGUUGAA
Echinostoma caproni is the source of this 470-nucleotide messenger RNA. The record is from the annotation of a GenBank genome assembly. Lineage: Eukaryota; Metazoa; Platyhelminthes; Trematoda; Plagiorchiida; Echinostomatidae.